AUGGACAUGAGCCAGCAGUGUGAUGCUGCAGCAAAGAAGGAAUCUGGAAGCAGAACUAAUUCAGAUAUAGAUGGAAUGUCCAAUGAUGACAUCAUUAAAGAACUUGAUCACAUAUUCAAGAAUGUGAGCCGGUUUACAGACCCUGCGGCCAAGGUAUUUCUCAAAGCCAGGGUGCGGGAAGUCGAAGCCUUUGCCUGCCUGCUGCAAGAAAAAGAGCUACUGCAAAAACAAGAAUCCCAAGAGGUGGCCCAGCUCAAGGCUGAGAAUGAGCGUCUGCAGCAAGAGCUUGAGGAGGCCAAGAGGAGCCAGAAGACAGGAAACCUACCUUUUACGCUUCCAUGGUCUAAAACAGAUUUCUGUAUCCAGGUGCUUGACACUGGGAAGACACUGGGUGGCUGUGAAAAGCAGUUCGUAAAGAAGGUCUCUGACCACCUUUCCGAUCAUCACAUCAACCUCAAGCCAGAGAGGUACCGAGAGGACUCUGGCCACUUCCUGCUGGUCUUCUGCCCAGCGGCUUCCUCAGUGGGCAGCGACAUGGACAACGCUCUCAAGGGUCUGAGCAGUGAGCCAAAGGCCGUCUUGGUGAUGUUGCAUCACAAACUGAAGGAGAUCAUCACCCCUGUGGAUACCAGGAAGCAGGUGCAUCACCCGGCCAUUGUGCACACUGUCCACGCUUGCUAUUCCCCCAAAAGUGGCAUCUACACCUGCCAAAUGAAUGAAGAGGCCGUGGCCAUUGUGGCCAAAAUCUUGGAAGACCACUGCAAAGGGAGGAAAGGGGGACUCCACAAUCCCUGGCACUCCGCCCAAGUCUCGGGAUACUGCUAGCUGCUCAGGAUGCUGCUAGCUGCCAGGCUUCUCAUUAUUGGGAGGGCAAGGAUGUUGUUGGCUAUUAUAUUAAUUAUACUAAAAUUAUGAUUUUAUGCUGGGCUCUCUGUAACCACAGAUUCAACCAUCUAUGGCCUGGGAUAUUUCCAGAACAAAUGAAACAUUGGUUUUUACCACUUAAUAUACAGUAUCUUAGGUAGACAACAAUGCCCAGGAUAGGUCUUUUAUAAGGAUAAAGUCUAAUGGGGUCAUUCAUUGCUGGGUUUUGAAUAUUAUGAAUGACCCCAUUAGAAAAAGCAUAAAGAUGUCAAUGUUCCCCAAACCCCACCAGUAUUCAAAGUUGGCCAUAUUGAGUAUGUGUGCCAAGUCUGGCCCAGAUCCAAGUGUUCUUUGGAUGUGGGUGAACGAUACCGUAUAUACUCGAGUAUAAGCCGACCCGAAUAUAAGCCGAGGUGCCUAAUUUUACCGCAAAAAAAAUGGGAAAUCGUAUUAACUUGAGUAUAAGCUGAGGGUGGGAAAAGCAGCAGCUAUGGUCCAAUUUCAAAAUAAAAAAUAGAUCCCAAUGAAAUUAAAUUAAUCAAGGCAUCAGGAGGUGAAAUGUUUUUGAAUUUUACAUUAAACUGUAAUUUAUGUCGAA
Molecule: messenger RNA, 1462 nt
Organism: Anolis sagrei ordinatus
Lineage: Eukaryota; Metazoa; Chordata; Lepidosauria; Squamata; Anolidae
Source: RefSeq, a predicted model, not a curated record